CAAUCGCCAUUCGCGCGGCGUCGUUGCCCCUAGGAGGAGUGUUGAUGAUUUUAAAUUAUUCCGACAUCAAAAGUUUGGAACUUUUCUUCCGUGGCCGAGAGUUGUAAAAACUUCUUUAUAACCUCAAAUUAUAGUGCGGUGCUUUGUGAGUCACUAGUUCAGUGUGUGUGAAGUGUAUUAUAUUUUUUUGCAACGUAAUUUACCGUUCCAUUGUACGUUACUGUUUUGUUGAACGCGUAAUAAGUUCGAGUAACGAGAGAGGGGCCGUAUAUGGUGAAUUCUUGCGUGCAUCGGCGAAAGUAGACCUUAAGGUUCAAAAGGACACGGCUGGCAACAACUCGAAACAACGCGUUUCGCGUUCAGUUGCGAGGUCGUGUAUUGGUCGCCGGUCACCAUGGCAACCGGCGUAGUAACAAAUCCAUAAGUUAAGGGGGCUGUGCGGAUGUCGGGCGGCGGCGGCGCGGGUCUGAUGUCGUGCGUGCGUGAAGGCUCGCUGGAGCCGCCUUACCGACCACCGCACGCCGACAACCACACACAUGGCGAGGGUCGCACAGGUCGGUUUCUGCGCGGCUUGCGGCGUAUGUUCAAACGGCGACGCGUGGACAGCUCUCCGGACCCUAAAAGCAGUUCUACCAGCGAACUGCUCGAUGCUGAACGGCAGACCAGGAGAAAAGAGGGCAUCUACAGCAGUGGUCUGUCGGUGUCUCACGACUCGGUGUUCACUGGCGAGCGAUCUGGCGACGAAUCGAGCGAUGAAAGACCGACUCCUGCGCAUCCUUUGGCCGUCGCCACCUCACACAGGGCGGAGCUAGUAGCAGCAGUUCGUCGGCGCGGAAGAGGUGACAGCGAUGACGAUGAGGACCUGGGUCUACCACGGAGUCCGCCCGCAUCACCACCAACUGAUAAGGCUGACAAGCGGCACCAUGCUGGAAUAUCUCAGUCCUCGUGCAGCGAUGGCUCGCUCCUCAGCGUCGGCUCCUCAGAGAUGGAUGAGGAUACCAGCAGCGGACAUCAUCACGACAACUCCGUUAGAAGCGACCAUUCUGAUAUAUACAACACAUCGGAGCCUCCACCGGGAUUGGCGCCGUUGUCCCACUCCGCCGCCCGACACAAGAUGGCCGUGCGACCACGACGAACGCAUCCCGCCACGCGUCGAAAGAGAGCUACGCCGAUUGCCGCCUCAGCCUUGCCGAUAACUCCCGAACUGAACGAAGAAGUGAUCCGAAGCACUACUCCUGAAGUCACCCUCAAGAGCUCAGAAGUUGUUACUGAAUCAUUCUCUUCAUCGACAACCACGAAGCAUCAUCUGAUGAAAGAGCAGCAUCAACAACUGACGCGAGAACUCAACAGAGUCCUCGAAACACCGAGCGACACCAAACUCAAGUCUUCCUCUUUGCCCCCGGGUCUCGCCCUGAGCCAAGUCGUGGGACCGUCCCCGGCGAAGCUGAGCAUCGCCGACACCCACACCCCGAGGUCCUCUAUCAAGAGAAGCAAGUCCAGCACUCAGGACCGGGAAAGUUCACCGAAAAGAGUCGAAGUCUACGAGGAGAGGACGAAAUACCGCUCCGAAAAGAAAUACGCCGAAGAAUCUUGCCUCGAAAAGAAGACGAAACCGGAAAAGAAAGACGAAGCCACGCGAUCCUCGAAAAGGGAGGAGUCGUUCUUCAGCAGACUCCUGCUGCGCAAAAGCGGCAAGAAGAAGAAAGACCAGACGGACGGCGACAGCCCCGAGAAGAAGAAGACUCAGUACAGAACGACGGACGAGAGGAACGAAUGCAAACCUGUCGAGCGGUACAAGUCUGCCGGACAGAAAGCCUUCGCCAACCAGAUGCACAAACGGAUAGACCACAAGGGAGCCUACGUGCACGACGGGGCCUAUAGGGACGUGUAUAGCGCGGCCCAGGUCCCAGGUCUCGAGUACAACAUCGAUCUGAAGGUCGCCGAGGAAACCGAUAAACUGCUCAACAUGGAAAUGAAGCGAUGCAGUCGACGCGACGAAGAGAAACGACGAUCCAAAGAGAUAGAGGACAGAAGGGAAUCGUUCAGUCUGCAUCACGAUAAAUCCAAAAGGCCGGCGUCGGUCCAGCGCCUGAUGGACCCAUUCUCCUCCAAAGCGUUCAUUUCCAACGAAAUAAUGUCCAGAUCUCACGAGGAGACCCUCUCGACCGCGGCAGAUGAGGAACCGACUCGGGGAAUGCGAAUCAGAAACGUGAAAAGCGACAACGUCUUCCACAGCGGCAGCAUGCCCAAAAACUUGCCUUACUUCAACCCCAGCAUCACGAUUUCCAGCUCGCAGAAACCGUCGCACAGCUCCGAAAACGUUAAGAUGAGGCCCGAGAUCGAGUUCCGCGAAAAGGAGUUCAAGCGGGACAGCUUCCACGCGAGGAGAACAGAGGAUUCGUACGUCGCGUCGGGGCUCAGGUCUCUCGGAGACGAGUACGUCGAGACGAGGAACAGCAUCGGAAAGUCUCACAGUUUCCGUUACGCGUCCGAGUCUCCGUUCAUCGGCUCGCAGGAGAACCAGAUGCCGAGUCUGCCGACUGUCGUGGGCUUCCCGGAACCUCUCCUCGAGAGUUGGGAAGUCAACUACAGGCGAAACGUAGAGAGACACGAUUUCUCUAAGAGAGUUUCGGCCAGAAACUUUAACGUUCAAGGAAACGGUGACCACUACGACAGCCUUCCCAGUACCGACAGCAGCUACUUGGACAGCCUCAAACCCGACGUCGACGAAGACGCAAAACUCUUCUCCGACGGCGUUCGCAUCGCUGGAUGCAUCGCUGGAGCAUCGAUGGAUGCUCACAAACGCGACAGCGACAUCUCUCAGAUAGAGGCCAAGAUCGACGACAUCAUCAGUUCGCCCAAGCCCAUCAUCGCCCCGAUGCUCAAAUCAAGUUCUCUGGAUAGCAUUAAAAGUGGACCCGAGAGACCGACGGAAGACAAGAGGAAGACCGGCUCGGUGGAGAGCGCCCUGAGCCACAGCGGAAAGUCUUCCGGCCAGAGAGAACUUAGACCUGACGUGGAAAACUUUAUUUCCGUCACGCAUAUCAACAAAGAACCACCGGUCAGAGAAGCCGAAUUGCCCAAAAUAGUUAAGAGCGAUGAAAAGCUUCAUAAGACGGGCGCUAAAGGUGUUCCCGAGUUUCUGCAUAUACAAUUGAACAGAGUCGACACCAAGCCGGUUCCAAAUGUAGUUCUGACGGCAAACGUCACGCCCAAGAAGACAGAAAUCCAAACGGAUAAAGAACAAGAGAGCGAAAGUUUCCUACCGACAGAGACGAAGAUGGUAACUCAGACUAAACGAGAUUCCAUUCAGAGCGUUGACAGCGCACCGAUUGUGUUCGAAGAGAAGGCUCCCAAACCAAACACGGCGACGUCGACCACGCCGCAGACCCCGACGACCCCCAAAAUGUUCUUCAAGAGGAAAUCCGCGAGCGUCGAGCACGAUAGGCCAGAGAAACCACGAGCCAACUCCGUGAGCACCGACGGAAGUUCGGAAAAAAUCGACGACAACAUAUCGAUGGACAGAAAGUCGCACUCCAGCUUCGGAAGCAAAAGCUCCAUCCAGAGCACGGACAGUAACGAGAACAAAAUCCCCGACAGGCACGAGGAGACCGUGAUCUAUCGAAAGAAGACGGUCCUCAACAGGGACUCGCGGCAGAGGAACGACGACGAACCCGAACUGAUGAAGGUAUUCGCCAGAAGAUCGCUGAAGCUCAAGGAUUGCGAGGCCGACUGCAUAGCUCAGGAAAUAGCCGAGAAGAGCGACGCCAACGGCAACAAAAUAGAAGACACGGCGCGAACUAAAUCGCUCAAAAACGAAUUCAACGCUUCAAUAAAAUCCAGAGACAGCGAUAAAGAGAACGAGGAAAAAGAAAGAAUCGAGAAUAAACUGGUGGAUAUAGCGGCGAGAGUUAGCCAAUUCGGAGUCCCGCACUAUCAGAGGAGCGUCAGCAUCCACAGCGUCUCCACGAAACGGGAGACCACGCCCACGUACAGGAACGAGGUGAACAAGUACAAGAAAGAAGUCUCCGAUUCGACGCCCGAGAAGAGACUCAGGAACAGAACGUUCCCGGACCCCUCCAACGACAGAGAGGAAAUCAAAAACAUCACCAAGAGCGAAUCGUACAAAGCGGACACGCUGAGACGGCCGUGGCAGAAGAAAGACGAGUUCAGACUCUCCGCGGAGGACAAGAACGCCGUGAUAGACAAGGACGCGGACAACGAGAAGGACGAGAGCGGGAAAGAGAGGGAGGAGGCGGACGCCUCGCCCCAGUUCAAGGGCAUCCUGCAGAUGAGGGCCGAAUGGGAGAAACGAGCUAAACAGGGAAUGACCAAAUAAUGGUGCUAAGUGUUAGGAUAUUCUCGCAAUGCGAUUGUUGAUAUGUUACCUGCGACAGAGCCGGGUGCAAUUCCUAUAGUGCUUACUUGGCUUUAAAUUACACACACAUGACGCGUGUCAGUAAACUGUAGGUUUGUUUUUGGGUUUAAUUUGCGUCUACCCGCAUUAAUAUCUCAUUUAUUGUAAACGCAGUUUACGGUGAUUAUUUUUUUAUUAAGAUCUAAUGUAAUUAAAUUAAUUAGGCGAAUGAUUUAACAGCCUCUUCGGAAAUUAUUUCUCAAUAUUAUACAUAUGUUUUGUGUUAGGAUCGAAGGGUACUCGUAUACAAUUAUCGUUAUUUUAAUGAAAUACCCUACAUAACGUCUAAGAUAUAUUUUUGAGUGUUAUUGCAUAGUAUAGUUAUAUUUUAUUAAAGACUACAAUAUGUAUCGAACAUUUCUGAAUUGUGAAAUACAAAUUUUAUUCCUAUAGUU
Pieris rapae (cabbage white) is the source of this 4812-nucleotide messenger RNA. RefSeq lists its product as uncharacterized. The record is from RefSeq and is a predicted model, not a curated record. The transcript is spliced from 10 exons. NCBI's taxonomy places the organism in Eukaryota, Metazoa, Arthropoda, Insecta, Lepidoptera, Pieridae. The coding region runs from base 443 to 4339 and encodes 1298 amino acids.